Messenger RNA from Acipenser ruthenus (sterlet), 4126 nucleotides. RefSeq names its product bifunctional UDP-N-acetylglucosamine 2-epimerase/N-acetylmannosamine kinase. The record is from RefSeq and is a predicted model, not a curated record. Bases 113 to 2353 code for a protein of 746 amino acids. Gene Ontology annotation, molecular function: N-acylmannosamine kinase activity; hydrolase activity, hydrolyzing O-glycosyl compounds; UDP-N-acetylglucosamine 2-epimerase activity. The transcript has 12 exons. NCBI's taxonomy places the organism in Eukaryota, Metazoa, Chordata, Actinopteri, Acipenseriformes, Acipenseridae. Gene Ontology annotation, biological process: UDP-N-acetylglucosamine metabolic process.
CCCGCUGGCGGUUCUAGUGUUAAAAAGGAAGAAAACUCUCAAAUUAAGAAAAAUUUUAUGAUUCUUAUAUGAUGGUACACUUGGUGUCUUGAAAACCAAAGUUAAUGCCAGUAUGAAGGCUAAACCUUACGAUGUUGAGGAACUUUACUACAUGAACAUCCAGAAACAGAAGAAAGUCAUCAUGGAAAAAAGCUACAGGAAAAAGAAACUCUGCGUCUGUGUUGCCACAUGCAACCGUGCCGAUUACUCCAAGCUCGCUCCGAUCAUGUUCGGGAUCAAGGCCGAUCCAGAGAACUUCGACCUGGAGGUGGUAGUUUUGGGUUCCCAUCUGAUUGAUGAUUAUGGCAACACGUACCGCAUGAUAGAGCAAGACGACUUUGACAUCCACACCAAGCUCCACACCAUCGUGAGGGGGGAGGACGAGUCAGCCAUGGUGGAGUCGGUGGGGCUGGCACUGGUCAAGUUGCCUGACGUGCUUAACCGGCUCCGGCCCGACGUGAUGAUUGUGCAUGGAGAUCGCUUCGAUGCCCUAGCCCUGGCCACCUCCGCUGCGCUCAUGAAUAUCCGCAUUCUGCAUGUGGAGGGUGGGGAGGUGAGCGGCACCAUCGAUGACUCCAUCCGCCACGCCAUCACCAAGCUUGCACACUACCAUGUGUGCUGCACCCGCAGCGCAGAGCAGCACCUCAUAGCCAUGUGUGAGGACAACGACCGCAUCCUGCUGGCUGGCUGCCCCUCAUACGACAAGCUGCUUUCAGCCAUGAACAAGGAGGAUUAUAUGAGCGUUCUGAAAAAUUGGUUAGGAGAAGGGGUGAAUGCAGGAGACUACAUAGUGGCUCUACAGCACCCAGUCACAACCAACAUUAAACAUUCCAUUAAGAUGUUUGAGCUGACACUGGAUGCCCUCAUCUCCUUCAAUAAAACAAUACUGAUUCUCUUCCCCAAUAUUGAUGCAGGCAGUAAGGAGAUGGUAAGAGUGAUGAGGAAGAAAGGCAUUGAGCACCACCCCAAUUUCCGGGCAGUAAAACACGUGCCCUUCGAACAGUUCAUUCAGAUGGUGGCACACGCAGGCUGCAUGAUCGGCAACAGCAGCUGUGGAGUUCGGGAAGCCGGGGCCUUCGGGACCCCUGUCAUCAACCUCGGAACUCGGCAGACUGGUAGAGAGACAGGUGAAAAUGUUCUCCACGUACGGGAUGCAGAUACCCAGAAUAAAAUAUUUCAUGCACUGGAGCUUCAGUUUGGUAAACGGUACCCCUGUUCAAAGAUAUACGGAGAUGGGAAUGCUGUCCCCCGAAUCUUGAAGUUCCUCAAAUCUAUUGAUCUGGACGAGCCAAUGCAGAAGAAGUUCCGUUUCCCACCUGUGAAGGAAUGCUUUUCUCAGGACAUCGACUACGUCUUGGAGACACAGAGCGCACUGGCUGUGGACCUGGGAGGGACCAACCUCCGAGUGGCAAUCAUCAGCAUGAAGGGGGAGAUACUGAAGAAAUACAGCCAGUCCAACCCAAACACUUAUGAAGAAAGAAUUGAUCUGAUUCUGAAGAUGUGUGUAGAGGCUGCUACUGAAGCAGUGCGCUUUAACUGCAGGAUUCUUGGAGUUGGUAUCUCCACUGGAGGCCGUGUGAACCCACAUGAGGGAGUGGUACUCCACUCUACAAAGCUCAUCCAGGAGUGGGACUCUGUCGAUCUGAGGACCCCUAUUUCAGAUGCCCUCCACCUGCCUGUGUGGGUGGACAAUGAUGGCAACUGCGCUGCCUUGGCAGAAAAGAAGUUUGGACACGGGAAAGGAGUGGAAAACUUUGUAACUGUUAUUACUGGAACAGGCAUCGGAGGAGGAAUCAUCCACCACAAUGAGCUGAUUCAUGGCAGCACUUUCUGUGCAGCUGAGCUGGGUCACAUCAUGGUUUCCCUGGAUGGACCCGAGUGUUUGUGCGGGAGCAGAGGCUGCAUUGAGGCAUAUGCGUCGGGGAUGGCGCUGCAGAGAGAGGCCAAGAAGCUGCAUGAUGAGGAUAUGCUUCUGGUUGAAGGAAUGUUGGUGAAGAAUGAAGAACCUGUUAGUGCUGUUCAUCUCAUUCAGGCAGCCAAGCUGGGCAAUUCAAAAGCAGAUAACGUCUUAAGAGCAGCUGGUGCGGCUUUGGCUGUAGGGAUUGUGAACAUCCUACACACUGUCAACCCGUCCUUGGUGAUCCUAUCAGGCGUGCUAGCCCCGCACUACGAGAACAUUGUCAAGCAUGUGGUCAGCCAAAGAGCUCUGACAUCCGCCCAGGGAGCCAAUGUGGUCACUUCAGAACUGGAGGAGCCCGCCCUCCUAGGGGCUGCCAGCAUGGUGCUCGACUACACAACACGAAGGCUAUAUUAGACACAGUGCUAAAACCUACUCAAGCCAGAAGCAAACUUUGUAUUUUCCAUUGCAGUUCUAAAAAUAUUUUAUAUGUCUAUACUAUGUACAUUCAGCUGACUGCCUUUAUUGACAGAAAGCCUUUUUGUUCAGUCAAAACUCAAGUCGUAUCGUGCUAAGGUUCGGUAACUUUUUAAAAAAAAAUAUAUAUAUUUCAGGUCAUUAUAUGAAAUAAACUUCAAAAUUCUUCAUCUCAUGGAACACCAGAUUUUUUUAAUGGCAUAUUACAAAUUAAGUUUACUGUUUUGUUUUUAGUGGUGCAUGAUGCAUCACACAGUGGAGGAUGGAAGCUUGCACACAGAUAAGAAUAGGAGAACACGAUAAUUGUUAUACCGUUGCAACAACAGUGAUACAGUGGACCCUGUAACAUGACUCAUUGGUUUACAUACCUUGUGAAUAAAUUAUUUUUCGUAAUGUUGUUAUAAAAUGAAGGAUUUUUAUGUUUUUGGUUAUUGGAUAUCAUCCGUGCUGUUUAAUUUCAUUCAAACAUAUCACUGGGUGAAAAGGUCAGAUACAUGUCUUUUUUGUAUUUCAGGCUCUACCGUGUGGUAGUUGUCCGUGACUGCAGUUAGCGCUAUUAGAAACUAUUUUUCUCAUUUAUUUUCUUUAAAAAAACACUUUAAAACCUACAUUUACCUUGAACUUGUAAUGAUUUGUCGGGUACCCUACCGCUGAGAAAUGUUUUAGGAAAAUAGUCCCCAAAAUGUUCAUAAAUGAUCUCUCACACAUAAGUAUAGAAGAAAAAAAACUUUAUUAAACAAAUUACUUUUGUACUUGUAAGAGCUGCUUAUAGUUUAUCUGAACAGUGCCAGAUAUCUGUAUGGAGCAAUAUCACUGAACUGUCCAUGUCUCAGUUUGUUGUUGUUGUUGAAAGAAGCUGUCUGAGCUCCAUUGGCUGACUCAGCAGUUGCAGGUACAGAAUUGGUGGCUUUUGUCGAUGCAAAGUAUUGGAUAAUAAAAUUAAUUUGGACCAAUUGUGUCUUUUGUUUAGUAUUUGCUCUCCAAUAGUGAACAAAACUUAAAAAUACAGCAAGUCAAAAUGAAAAAAAAAAACAUAUUUGCACGGAUUUAUUUUAAAUUUGAUUCACAGAUGAUGCGGUGACAUUCCAAUGGGCAUCUGUUUGUAUUAAUGCCCACGAUAGCUGAAAGCUGAUUGGCUGAUGAUACUGAAUCGUUUUCUAAUAGUUGUUAUUGUAUUUGUCUUAACAAAAAACUACCUGAUACAUACUGCAUUGCGUUCUGCAACACUCAAUCACAAAGUCAUAGUAAAACUACCAAAACAUCUUAGUCUAGUAGACAAAUAUUUGACGGUGUUGUUUUUUUAAAUGUCUGUUUUUAACAGUCAAUUUGAAUGUAAAUUCAGUAUAGCAAAAUUCUGUUUUACACUACAUUACCAAUGGAGUUCCUAUAUAAUAUGUCAUUUAAAAUUGUCAAUUAGCUGCCAUUUCUCAUUAUUUAUUAAAUAUUAAUGUUUUUAAAUUUAUUCUAUUUAUCUCAAUACACAGUUGAUGAAAAUCCACGAAAAAAAAGGGUUCAAUAUUAAUAAAAUGAUUGACCUUGUUAGGAAUAGUGACAUAAUUGGUCAAGGUCAUACUAUUAAUCCGUUCAGCUGUGCCUGUAGAAAAAGUGUGUCUGAAAUGCCUAGUAAUGGCUAGCUGAUCAUGACAUUGUGUUGCUUUGUAAUGUAUUUGGUAUUGUUAAUCUGGUUCAACAUUAAAUUGUAGUUGUUUGAAA